Podospora bellae-mahoneyi is the source of this 1116-nucleotide messenger RNA. RefSeq lists its product as uncharacterized. The record is from RefSeq and is a predicted model, not a curated record. Bases 1 to 1116 code for a protein of 371 amino acids. The transcript has 2 exons. NCBI's taxonomy places the organism in Eukaryota, Fungi, Ascomycota, Sordariomycetes, Sordariales, Podosporaceae.
AUGGCCGUCUCAAAUAUUACCCAGACUACGUCAUCCGGGGGCCGUUACUGCCCUGAGGAACUCCCCGAGCUUAGGGGAAAGGAUCGACAUCUGCCACUAGGUGACGAGCCGUACAACGGUGCGGUUGUGGUUGUCGGAAAGGUUCAACUUCGUGGUGAUCAAGCACCACGAGAGUAUGUUGCCAGGAUUUAUGAUGAGGCUUACUACCCGGUUAGCCUUGAGGCUGAAGUUUGGAGAGCGGUAAGAUACCCAGAUGAUGGAGUCGCUCCAGACUGCGCAACUCGGACCGAUUUCGACUAUGCCGCUGAGGCCGCGGCAUACCAACUGAUUCGGAAGUCGCCACAGCUAGGACCGGCCGAGCUACGCUUGGGUUCCAUGGCUCAUGGACCUUUGCUCAACCUGGACCAGCGGGGCAUCAAUGGGUCCAAAUGGUCCUCGGACGCCAAACCCAUGUCAAAGCUUCUCCGGGAGGCGAAACAGCACAAGGCAGGCCUUCCUCUACUUCCCGAAUUCGACAGGCUCAACACCCUCAAGAGUCUGACCGACGCAAAUGAGGAACUUUGGUGGUGGUGUGAGAUCAAUUGCUAUGAGUUGCGCCCAUACGAUGUGUUGGUAUGCAAGGACGGCACUGCUAAAAUCAUUAAGCUCAACCGAGCAAUUCUCCAUUCGUUCAUUGGAGAUAUGAAAUUUCUUCGGCAUCCUCAUACGGUGCACCCCGACAUUUCAGAAGACGAGCUCAAAGCCAUGGGCGAGCACACAUCACCUGUGUGGCGGUAUUGGCCCUUUGAAGCUGAUUCCUACGGCGUACCAUUGUGGAAGCUUGUGGAGGCAGAACAUCCCGAGGAUACGGAAACAGGUCCAUGGGAGGAGUGGGUUCCGGAGUCCUGGUUGGAAAAUCCAGAGGAGACAGGGAUCUGGUUGUUGGGAACCUACCAGAAUGACUCCCGGUUCAGCCCUUUGGACGAAUCAUUCCUUGGCAAUGAACACCAUAAGGAACUGGCUUCACAACUACUGCAACUGCUUGAGCAGUUAGGCCGUAAGUCAGAGGUGGAGCUUGAGGCUCUUCGACUCGCUGGGGAAUUGGAUAGUAAGUGUGUUAGCUUGAACACUUAUUAA